Messenger RNA from Grus americana (Whooping crane), 3644 nucleotides. It is a transcript of the gene EFCAB3, whose product is annotated as EF-hand calcium binding domain 3. The transcript has 17 exons. The record is from RefSeq and is a predicted model, not a curated record. Lineage: Eukaryota; Metazoa; Chordata; Aves; Gruiformes; Gruidae. The coding region runs from base 1045 to 3543 and encodes 832 amino acids.
CCCACGUAGCGGGUCCAGACACCUGGAGGCAGCACCCAGUGCCCCCAGCUGCACGGGGCAGGGGCUCGGGGUGGGUGUUAACAGUGCCCAAGAGGGCUCUGGGAUUAGGCUCAGCUGGGUUUGGCCCCAGAGAGCGUUUCAGCUGCAAGGUGGGCUGAUGGGAAGGCAAAGGGGUGCCCAAGGCAGAGCCUGGCUGCAACACGGAGAAGACGACCCUUAGGCUGGCUGGAGAGGGAGGCAGUUGGGGGUGCAGGGGCUUCGGCUGAGCCCUCCGUACUUGCCCUGAAGCAGCACUCAGUUUGGGCACCUGCUCAGAGAUGCUGCAGAGCUCGUGGUGCCGUAGGGGGGCGGUGCCAGCCCAAGGUUCAGGGCAGUCACCCCUUGCCCCGCUCAGGUCCAUCCUGGCAACCUGCCCCACUCUCCCUGCUGAGCCUGGCCAGUGAGGUCCUUCCCAUGGGACACAUCUAGCCUGCACGGGGACGGAUCCUGCUGUCUACAGGCAUGGUGCAGGGCCCAGCAGGCAGCAGCCGGAGGGAUGGAGGCACAGUUGUACUCAGGCUCUGGAUGUUGUCCCCAUCCCUGUGGCACCCUGUGCCUUAGACACCCCAUUGGACCCCAUAGGACCCUGUCCCAGCUUGCUGAUGGUGGGGAGCUGAGCCUGGGAAUGCCACUGGUGCCACCAGGUGCUCUGUGACAUCAGGCAGAAUGGGGACAGAGAGGUAACACCAGGCAGCGAGCUUGGGGACUGCCCUGUGCUGCCCGAGUGUGCCUGAGGCCACCGGGGCAGUCACCCAGAAGGUGAAUCUGCUGCAGUGUCCCUGGAGAGGGACACAGGGUGCUGUGGGGCAACCUGGCUCUGCAGCACUCUCUUGCUGGACAUCCCCUGGCACUGAAGUCACCUCCUGCCCCAACACAGACACAGAGCCUGGGUUGCAUCAUUCCCAGCUGUGCCCUUGGCCGCAGCCCCACUGGAUGUGAGGCCCCUGGGUGUCCGCAGGGCCCCAUGAGCGUCCCUGUUCACAGCAGGGCCGGGACAAGGAGGGGAUGGAGCCCUGCAAGCCGCUAAAACCUUAUGGCCCCGCAGCCACUGAGGCUCAGCAGCAGCCAUCGCGACGUGGCUCAGCACAGAGUCAAGACACAUCUGCCUGCUCCCAAGCCCCAUCGUUCCCCAGAAGAGUGUCCUCAUCCGGCAGGACCUCCACACCCAGCAGGAGUGCCACAUCCAGCAAGAAAUCCACAUCCAGCAGGACUUCCAAGGGGACUUCCCCAUGGUGCAUGGUACUGAUGGCCGAGACGUAUCCACCCAGGCAGGCAGUGUGCAGGAAGGAUGUGCCGAAGGCAGAUAAAGCAACGCAGACCCCCUCUUCCUUCGAGGUGUUAUGGAAGGAAUGGCAGCCACAGGGCAAGAAGAAGAAGAAGAGCAAGUAUGUGAGCGACACCCAAGAUCAGCCGCAGUGGCAAGCCUCGAGGGCCAACAGCGCCACGGAGAGCUGUCCCCAGCCAUUGCAGCACAGAGCCCCCAGCUCCUCCAAGGCGGCUGUCACACCCCAGGACAGGAAAAGCACGUCCAGCUUGGACAUGAAUCUGUACAGUGAGGAGAGAGAAAAGCAGGAUGAGGCUGUGCUGGAACUGGAAGGAAAGCAGGUCGAUGUUGGAGAGCGGAGGUCUCACCUAGCCCCAGUGGAAACCCGCUUACCAGACCAGAAUCAGCAGGAGGCACUGGAGGACGUGGCUGUGGAUGGGAACACGGUUGACAUCCAGGACACAGAUUCCAACACGGGCAGCAUGGAGGUCCCCUUAGCCAGCGAGGAGCUGCAGGAAGCCCUGGGACACAUCAGAGAGGACACAGCUGCUGUGGAUAAUCUGGGCUCUGACCUGACUAUGGUGGAGACCCACUUGACCCCAGAGCCACAGGAGGUGCCAAGCCUUGCCGCUGUGGAUGCUGUCUCUCUAGCUGCCCCUUCGCUGUCAUUGCCAAGCCCUGAAAUCUCCCUGGAGAACCAGUCCCUGCUGCUGGUGAGAUGCCCUGCUCCAUUCAAAUACUGCCCGGGCCAUACCUUAGGGUACAAAGGUGACACCCAAGACCUCCACUCCAUCCUGGGCUCCAUGGCCAGCGAGGUCCACCUGACCAGCAAGGAGGAGCUGGAAGCCUUAGGACACAUGGAAGGUAAGGCUGAUGGGAAGGUGAAUCCGAGUGAAUCCAUGAAGGCCGUGAGGACAGUCCAGCAACCACCCCUGGGGGAAGAGGACCAAGUUGAUGUCAGCGGUGAGGGCUCCCUCCUGGCCACCCCAUGGAGCCAUUCAAACCCAGAGGAGCUAAAAGAAGCAAAAGUGAAUGAAAAAUUUACUCCUCCUGGCUGUGCUCCCAAAAGCAGUGUGACACCAAAGCCUCUGCCUAAGAAGAGGGUGAUAAAACUCCUCCCAAGGGAGACAAUCAGGGACCUCUCACACAUCCCUCAGCAGAGAACUGAGUGCAAAGCAGCAAAGAACAUGACAAGGAACCAAGGGAAAGCAUUCUCCGAUCCUUUCAACUUACUCCCCAAAGACCCAGAUGACAAUAUUAAACUUCCCAGCCUGGAGGUGACUGCUAAGAAGCUGGGGAUUAGCUUAACCAGUCAAGAGGCGAACGAUGAGCUGGUGUGUGCAGAUGCCGACACCCCAGGGAAAAAUGACUCAGACAGCUUCGAUUCUGUCAAUGCCAGAGGAAUCCUCCUCCUCAAAGUCUUCUUGAAGCUGGCAGAGUUGGCAGCUGUGCCACAGAGAACUCUGUUCCGGAUCAUCAGUUACUACCAGCAGAAGCUUAGGGACUGCACUGGCCAAAAAGUCAGAGUAGAUGGUGACUCCCUCAAGCGUUGCAGAAAGAAGCCCCAAAAAACUCAGAAAGAGCCAGUUUACCCUAUGUCUGCCUUUGUAAGCGCUGCCCACGUCUCAGCCAGGAACAAAAGGGACACAGCAGCUUACAUGGAGCACCUCAAAGGCAGCCCUUAUGCUCAGGUACCCAUCUUUCCGCUGAUUUCUAAACAACACACAACAACACGGGCAAAGCCAAAAAGAGGCUUGCAGAAGGUGGCAAGGCAGAGGAAUGAACCAACCACUUCGUUUGAGAGCCACUUUUUCCGCAAGAGAAACCGGGUGCAGGAGGCAGCUGCUCUCAAGCCUCCUGCUCACCGCAGAAAGCAGAGACACUUCCCUGACAUCAACACCGAGCGCCCAAACACACCACGUCAUCUGACAACAAAUAGCCCGGGCAAGACACAAAAGGCACAGGUGGCCAAGCGGUACAGGCACAGCCCGGCCCUCCGCCAGCGCCGCAGCCCGCUGAAGCUGUGCCGGAAGAUCAGCAGGGGCCAGAUCGGCCUGCAGACGGGCAGCGAGCACUUCCACCACACCUCCCAUCCCUACUCCUGGUUGUGGAACACCCACCACGAGCUGGCAACAACCGCUGCACCCCACAGACGGGACCACCAGCGGCGGCCUGCAAGGCAGGAAACGGCAAGGGACGCCAGGCAAAGGCAGUGCCUGGAUGCCACCGGAGGUUGGUGAAUGCUGGACAGCGGUGACUUGGGCCAGGCCUGCUCCCACCCCGCUAUAUAAAAUGCGAAAUAAAAGCCGUGGAAAGACGUUUUUAUCGUCGUGGUGAUUGU